Molecule: messenger RNA, 1818 nt
Organism: Lycium barbarum (goji berry)
Lineage: Eukaryota; Viridiplantae; Streptophyta; Magnoliopsida; Solanales; Solanaceae
Exons: 10
Coding region: 78-1496 (472 amino acids)
Molecular function (GO): glutamine synthetase activity
Source: RefSeq, a predicted model, not a curated record
GCAUGCAUGCACAUUCCAAAAGUGAACUAAACAAACUGAAAGUCUGAAACUGAAAUUGGAAACUUGGAAAGACAAAAAUGGACAGAUCAGAGUCCAGCGUUGGUUCGUCGUCUGAAGAAGCCAAUUCCUACGACUACGAUGAACCAUUGAAGCCUGUUCCCUUUCUUCGCAUACUUUGGAUUGAUAAUUCUGGCAUUCAUAGAUGUCGUGUUAUUCCAUAUGAACGCCUCAGCUUUGUGAGAAAGCAUGGUAUAGGCUUAAGUCCUGCAUGUCUGGCUGCACUCAGUUCAGUAUCUAAUGCUCCCCCUGAGGGUUCUCCUCUCAAUUAUACGGGCAUGAUCAGAAUCAUUCCGGAUUUAUCAACCCGAUGCAAAAUCCCAUGGGAAAAACAACAGGAUAUGUGUUUAGCUGAUAUGUGUAUUGAACCUGGCAAACCAUGGGAAUACUGUCCAAGAGAAGUAUUUCGGAGAGUCACUAAAAUUUUAAAAGAUGAAUUCGACUUGGUCGUGAAUGUAGGCUUUGAAAUUGAAUUUUACCUUUUGAAGAGUGUAAUAAGGAACGGCAAAGAAGAGUGGUUACCAAUUGACAAGACCUCUUACUGCUCUACAUCAGCAUUUGAUGCUGCGUCCUCUAUAUUAGAAGAUAUCGACACUUUUCUUCAAACGAUGAAUAUUACAGUUGAACAGCUACAUGCGGAAACUGGGAGAGGUCAGUUUGAAGCUGUCCUGGGAUACACGGAGGCUGGAACAUCAAUUGUCAGCUUAAUUUAUGCUCGUGAAGUCAUCAGAUCAGUUGCAAGGCAACACGGGCUGAUGGCAACUUUUGUUCCAAAGUUUGCAGAAGAUGAAGAUGGCUCUGGAUCACAUGUCCACAUCAGUUUAUCUAGAAAUGGAGAAAAUGUUUUUAUGGCAUCUGGUGAAUCAAAAUAUGGGAUGUCCAAGAUUGGGGAAUCAUUCAUGGCUGGGGUGUUAAAUCAUCUUCCUUCCAUAUUAGCUUUUACUCUAACACAUAUUCUUAGUUAUGACCAUAUGGUACCUAAGACGCGAAAUGCAGCUUACGUCUGCUGGGGGAAAGAGAAUACAGAGGCACCAUUAAGAACUGCUAGCCCUCCUGGAAUUGCAGAUGAUCGUGUAAGCCAUUUUGAAAUUAAAGCGUUUGAUGCAUGUACAAACCCAUACAUAGGUCUUGCUUCAAUUAUUAUGGCUGGGAUCGAUGGGUUGCGAAAAGAUUCAAGCCUUCCAGAACCAGUGGAAGGGGAUUCUGAUGUCUCUGGUGAGAAUCUACGAAGUGUACCAGAUUCUAUUACUAACUCUUUAGUUGCUUUAGAGCAAGAUACAUUGGUUACGGAAGUGAUGAGUGAAAAUCUUUUGACCGCCAUAAAAGCGAUCCGAAAGAAGGAGGUCAAGAACUAUUGUAAGCCUCAGAGGGAUUACAGUCAGCCUUAUGAGCUGCAUAUAUUUAAGGACCCACUCAAGGAUAUUUUCUUCAAAUUUUAGCUUGACCAUAGGUAUUCUUUUAUAUUGCUCAAACUCUUAAAAAUUUCGCCGGGUGUGCGUCAAAUUUCCAAAAGUAGUGCAUUUCGGAGAAUCCGACAUAGUUGUGGCGGCAUUUUAGGAGAACCGAGCAACAUAGGUUCUCGUGAGCAUCUAGAAUUUAUAGUCGUUCAGGACGAGACUAAUGCGCACACAUUUUGUUUCGUCUGUGUCUUUUUUUUCUUUUGCUUCAUCUUACGGACAUGUUUAAUAACAAGUUAGUAAUUUUAGCUUGUCACUUACUGUAUAAUUUCGUAUUAUGCCUUCAGUGUUCUCGUUGGUAAAA